Messenger RNA from Mesorhabditis spiculigera, 1344 nucleotides. The record is from the annotation of a GenBank genome assembly. NCBI's taxonomy places the organism in Eukaryota, Metazoa, Nematoda, Chromadorea, Rhabditida, Rhabditidae.
AUGAAGCCGAGCUUACUAAAGCUGUUCCUUGGCUUCAGCGGCUUGGUCAGCUUGGCCAAAAGCAACAGUGAUGAGCCGACGAUCACCUACGAGCAGCUGUAUACGGCCGGGAAGCAAGCCUAUACGAAGAAAGAAUGGACGGAUUGUGUUGGGUUUAUGCGGCGGACCGUCGAGGAUUAUAACUACUACAACGACGAGACAAUUUGGUGUCGAGAGAUGUGCGAAAUGAAGUACCCGUCCAGCGCCGAGGCCUCCGGAAUGGCCCUCACCCAUCUGACGGCCCAAAAGGCGCUCUGCCUCUUUAGGUGUAAAGUGGAGCGACUCGGCGAAGACCGCCCUCCCCCGCAGCGCCAUCUCCUCUGGUUCGAGCUCGAGGAGCGCGAGCCCUACCGAUACAUGCACAUUUGCUAUUGGCAUCUUGGCGACCUGAAAAAUGCUGUAAAAGCGGCGUACACGUACCUCGUGCGAAACCCCGAGCACCAGGAGACCAUUGAGAAUUUGCAGUUCUACAUGAAGCAAGAUGACUACGCGGCCGAGAUGCUCGACGAUUUUCAGAGGAAAGAUUAUGAGACCCUUUACAUGGACGGCGUAAACGCGUAUCACAAUUCGGAUUGGUUCGGCUGUAUCGAUCGGCUGGAGCGAUCGCUGGAAAAGGUGCUAAAAGAAGAGCAGCGAUGCCGGCUGGAUUGCCAGGACAAGAUUGAUUGGAGCAGCGUGGAGGGCACGCUCGAGAUGGACAUCAUUGAGACGAGCAUGAAAGCAUCGGUUCUGCGCUGUGCGCACGGCUGCUUCGACCGUUUGGGCUGGGUGAAUGGCCGGAAGGUCGGUGGGCACAUCAUCUCGGCACACUUUGAAUACAUGCACAUGUGCCAAUAUCAAGUGAUGCGCGGGACAGACGCUUGUAUCUCGGUGGCCAACUAUCUGCUCUUUGACAACUCUCCGGCGAUGAGGCGUAAUCGCUGGGCGUACGAGAUGCAGUACGGAAAGCCGGAGCUGUUUAGACCGGAUCAGAAAUACGUCGACAUCCACCGAAAAAUGAUCCUCGAGCGGCGACUGCUCAACUAUAUUGAACGCGAAUUUAAGGUGUCGAAGGCUAGUCAGAUGGCUGCCGAGAGUGGAAAAGAUCGGGAAAAAUGGAAUGAAGAUGUCGACGACAAGGAUCAUUUCCCCUACGGGGAAGUGGGGAAAUUGCUGACGGACGGCGAGUGUCGCGUGCUCCGCGCCCCGAUCCAAACCCAUUUGACCGAUCUGCUCGUCGAAGAGUUGACAAAGCGGUAUGACGGUGUUGAUUGGAAAGUACGGAUCGAGUUUGCCAUGUUCAUCUACACCACCGAAAACCCCGAA